Messenger RNA from Seriola dumerili (greater amberjack), 1962 nucleotides. RefSeq names its product glutaminase liver isoform, mitochondrial-like (gene glsl). The record is from RefSeq and is a predicted model, not a curated record. The coding region runs from base 1 to 1962 and encodes 653 amino acids. The transcript is spliced from 21 exons. Gene Ontology annotation, molecular function: glutaminase activity; protein binding. Gene Ontology annotation, biological process: L-glutamine catabolic process. Lineage: Eukaryota; Metazoa; Chordata; Actinopteri; Carangiformes; Carangidae.
AUGGAGAGCAGCCAGAGCCAGGAGGCGGAGGACGGCUCGUACCUGUGUUUUCAGAGAACUCCUUCUCUCAGACGCAAAUGGAGGAAACGUUACGGAGGUCUGGACGGAAACAAGCUGCUGGAGCCCAAUAAAGAGGCAGACAGUAAAGAUGAUGGAGGGAUGACAGACGAGAACCAGCAGAGGAACGUAGAGAACCAGAAUGCAGCUCCCCGCCCAGCACCCAGGAGCCUGAUCCAGAACCAGGUCCAGAGUCCGGUCCAGAGUCCGGUCCAGAGUCCGGUCCAGAAGCCCAUCAGCCUCGUCAGUCCUGGACCUGCAGUGGUCCCAGGGUCGGGGAGUAACGGCUGCCUGAAGCCUCCCCUCCCUCAGGCCGUGGUCCAGCCGGAGGACCGAGGUCCCCCCCCCUCCCAGCCCUGGUUCCCCCCCCAGCAGAAUCUGUCCAAACGCAGAGCAGCUGCUGACGUGCUGUUCGACAGCUUCGCCUCGGAGGGAAGGAUCAACGUCAACCAGUUCUUCGAGGCCAUCUGGAGCUCCGGCCUGCACCGGUCCGACCCUCGGCUCAGAGAGUGUUUCUUCCAUCUGAGGAAACUGCAGGACGUUGAGGGAUCAGUGGACAGAAACGCCUUCCACAGGUGCGUCACAGGAUUCGUCUCCCUCAUCCUGAAAGCUCUGCAGGGACGAUUCGUUAUUCCAGAUUUUUCUACCUUCACUGAAGAGACUCAGAAGUUGUUCUCCAGGUGUCGUCAGCUGUCGUCGGUGCAGGAGAAAGAGAAGGAGUGCGUGGACAGCAGCAAGUGGGGAGUCUCAAUCUGCACUGUGGAUGGACAGAGGUUGUCUCUGGGGGACUGGGCCGGCUCUCUGGUUCUGGGGGAGGUGUCAUGGCCGCUGGUGUACGGCGUGGCGGUGGACCUGCUGGGCUCAGACCUGGUCCACAGAUACGUGGGUGUGGAGGAGUUCUCCAGAUACGACUCUCCGUUCACACUCACUAAGACAGGAAUCCCUCACAGCCCGCUGACUGAGACAGGAGCCAUUGUUACUGUGUCUUUACUACAGCUGGCGGGGAGGCUGUGUGCAGAGGAAGAGGAGAAGUACGACUCGGUGCUGAACGUCGUGCGGAGACUCUGCAACAAAGAGCACGCCCACCUGAACUGCAGCAGCUAUCAGAGCAGCAGGACGUCCAGCGUCAGACUCCACGCCCUGUCCUUCUACCUGCAGGAGAAGAAGUGUUUCCCAGAGAAGACGGACAUCAACGCUGCUCUGGAUCUGAUGCUGCAGUGCUCCUCAACUGAGGUCACCUGUGAGUCAGGAGCCGUCAUGGCCGCCUCCUUAGCCAACGGGGGGCUCUGUCCGCUGUCAGGUGACCAGGUGUUGUCGCCGGCGACCGCGCGGAGCAUGCUGUCCAUGAUGCAGGUGGCGGGGAUGAAGGAUUACUCCACAGCUUUCCACUACAAGACGUCUGUGCCGGCGUCGUCCAGCAGCCACGGCUCCCUGCUGGCUGUGGUUCCUGGUGUUUUGGGUCUGAUGGCGUUUUCUCCAGAGUUGGACGCCUGUGGAAACCCCUGGAGGGCCGUCCACUUCUGCCAGGAGCUGAUCUCGACGUUUCAGCUGCACAGUUUCGACAUCAGGACGCCACUCAGGCAGAUUCUGGCCUACAGACAGUGGAAGACUGAGUCUGAGGGAUACCAGAUCAUGAACGUCCUGCUGGCGGCUUUUAAAGGAGACGUGCAGUCCCUGAGGAGGUACUUCCUGUCUGGAGUGGACGUUAAUGCUGUCGACUACGAUGGCCGGUCGGCUCUGCACGUGGCGGCCGCCGAAGGUCACACAGAGGUCAUCCGCUUCCUGCUGGAGAACGCUGGAGCAAACCCCGCCCUCAAGGACAGGUGGGGGAGCUCUGCUCUGCAGGAGGCCCGGAGGCACAACAGGGGCUCUGCAGUUCAGCUGCUGCAGGGAGCCACCGUCUGA